AUGGGGCUACUCUUGAAAACUAUCCAGAUGCUCCAGCUAGUAUUGAAUAAGACCACACAAGCAAUCUUAAUUGCCCCCAAGAUGGUCCAUAAAAUAUCUCAGCUGCAGAAGCUACAUUGGAUAAUUUAUAGAAGCAACAUUAUUUUGUGGAUUUUUGCUUAUUUGGUUUACUUGUCUGAUCCAAUGAUCUUGAAGAGCAGAGAAAAUAUCUCAGGGAAUGCUGUCACAGAAUUUCUUUUACUUGGCUUUUCUCAUCUACAGAAGAUGCAGCUACCUCUAUUCUGCAUUGUCCUGAUCAUGUAUGUGUUAGCAUUAAUGGGUAAUGCUCUGGUUGUCUUCAUGAUCCAUCUGGACUCCCGCCUCCACACUCCUAUGUACUACUUUCUCAGCCAUCUUUCCUGGUUGGAAAUUAUCAUCACCACCACUGUCACACCAAAGAUGCUCAGCAUUCUCAUUUCAGAGAAGAAAUCUAUCUCCUUCUUUGCAUGUGUCUUUCAAGUCACAUUAUAUUUUCUGGCAGGAGCCACAGAAGUCCUCCUACUGGGAGCAAUGUCGGUAGACCGCUACUUAGCUAUUUGUAACCCAUUGCGUUACACAGCCAUCAUGAGUAACCAAACAUGCUUCCUGAUGGUGAUUUUCUGCUGGUUCAUUAGUUUUGUUUGUAUUACAGUUGGGAUAGUUUCCAAGUCAAAACUACCAUUCUGUGGACCCAAUAUCAUUGAUCAUUUCUUCUGUGACAUGGGACCCUUGACAAACUUGAUAUGUGCAGAUACCCAGCUCGUUCAAGUUUUAGAAUUUGCUUCAUCAUGCUUUACACUGCUUUCCUCUGUCUCUGCCACUACUAUCUCUUAUGUCUGCAUUAUUGUCACAGUUAUAAGGAUGCCUUCUGCCCAAGUUUCCAUCCCUUUUACUGUGUUAGUUCUUGUUUCAAAGAAUGUAGUGAUAAAGAACUAUCAGCAGGUCUUGGCCUUCUUGUAUGCUAUGAAGGAAGUCAAUGAGAAUCCAAGGCUCUUGGCUAAUGUAACAAUGGGAUUCCACAUUUAUGACAGCUACUUCAAUGACAGGUUAACCUUUCAGACAACCAUGAAUCUCCUUUAUAGCCCGAAAAAAACAGUUCCAAAUUACAAAUGUAAUUCAGGGAAGAAUUUGAUAGCUAUCACUGGGGCACUUCAUUCAGAAACUUCCCUUCAUAUGGCCACGGUCUCAAGUAUUUAUAAAAUUCCACAGGUCUCUUAUUACUUGUUUGAUCCUUUAUUUUCUACUAAAACACAAUUCCCUUUCAUUUACCGGGUUGUUCCCAAUGAAAAGCAUCAGUAUAAGGGUAUUGUCAAACUACUUAAACAUUUCCAAUGGAUAUGGGUUGGGAUCAUCACACUGGAUGAUGAUAAAGGAGAAAGUUUUGUUCGGACCUUGGUGCCAAUGCUUUCCCAAAAUGGUAUUUGUUCUGCUUUCACUGACAGAAUGCCCUCCAUAACAAACUUUUUGGAAAUCCAUGACUCAUAUAUGGAGACUGAAAAAACACUCAAUUUUUUUAGGAUCAAUGAAGUCAAAGCACUUCUGGUAUAUGCAGAAACUCAUUCUGUACUGAGUUUGAAAUUCUUGCUCACUCAAAAUAAUGACAUAACAGACACUCUAGACAGAGUAUGGAUUAUGACCGCCCAAUGGGACUUCCCAGCUUUACAGUUUCAUAAGGAUUGGGAUACAAUGGUGUUCCAAGGGACUUUGUCUUUUGCAGCUCAUUCCAGGGAAGUAUUGGGAUUCCAACAUUUCCUUACAACCAUAAAGCCUAAUUUACUAAAGAAAGACAAUUUCAUUAAUGAUUUUUGGGAACAGGCUUUCAACUGUUUAUUUUCAAAUUACUACACUGGUGAAGAGCAUACAGAAAUUUGCACUGGGAGAGAAAAAUUGCAGAACCUUCCUGGACCCUUUUUUGAAAUGAAGAUGACUGCCCAAAGCUACAGUGUAUACAAUGCUGUCUGUGUUGUGGCACAUGCUUUAAAUGCCAUGCGGUCACUGGAUUCCCAGCAAAGAAUGAUGAGAACACUUGGGAGCCCACAACCUUGGCAGCUUCACUCUUUCUUGAGGAGAAUUUCAUUUAACAACAGUGCUGGAGACCUAGUAUCUUUCGAUGAGCAAUGUGAAUUGGAAGGCGGAUUUGAUAUUAUUAACUGGAUUACUUUUUCAAACAAAUCGUUCUCCAGAGUAAAAGUAGGAAAGUUGAACCCACAUGUCUUGUCUACUAAACAAUUAUAUAUCAAUGAUGGGAAGAUCCUCUGGCAUAGCAACUUCAAUAAGACACCACCAUUUUCAAUAUGUAAUGACCACUGCCAUCCAGGUUCUGUUAGAAAAAAGAAAGACGGGAAACCAUUCUGUUGCUAUGACUGUGUUUCAUGUCCCAAAGGGAAGAUUUCUAACCAGAAUGACAUGGAUAACUGUAUUCAGUGUCCAGAUGAUCAGUAUGCAAACAGCAACCAAGAUGGAUGUCUUCCCAAAAGUUUAAAUUUUCUCUUUUAUGAUGAACCACUGAGCAUUGGUUUAGCUUUUAUGGCUGCUUUACUUUCUGCAAUCACAGCUUUGGUACUGGGGAUUUUUGUUAAAUACCAACAUACUCCAAUCGUCAAAGCCAAUAACCGAUACCUCACUUACACUCUCCUCAUAUCCCUCCUGCUCUGCUUCCUCUGUUCCUUCCUAUUCAUUGGCAAACCUCACACUGUAAUCUGUAUCUUCCGGCAAACCACAUUUGGUAUUAUCUUCUCAAUAGCUAUUUCAUCUGUCCUGGCAAAAACCAUCACUGUGGUUCUAGCAUUCGUGGCUACAAAGCCAGGAUCCAGAAUAAGGAGUUGGGUGGGGAAAAGUUUGGCUACUUUUAUGAUCCUAUUCUGCUCUGCUUUUCAAUUACUCCUUUGUACUAUAUGGUUGUGUACUGCUCCUCCCUUCUUAGACCUCGACAUGCAUUCUUUGACUAAAGAAAUUGUGGUAGAAUGUAAUGAAGGGUCAGACUUUAUGUUUUACUGUGUUCUGGGAUAUCUGGGAAUUCUGGCUCUAAUCAGUUUCAUUGUAGCUUUCUUUGCCAGAACGUUGCCAGAUACUUUUAAUGAAACCAAGUUCAUAACAUUCAGCAUGUUAGUCUUUUGCAGUGUAUGGAUCACCUUUGUCCCAACUUACCUAAGCACCAAGGGAAAAUACAUGGUGGUUGUGGAGAUCUUCUCCAUCUUGACCUCCAGUGCUGGUUUGCUGGGUUGUAUCUUUUCCCCCAAGUGUUAUAUAAUUGCUCUAAAGCCUGAGCUAAAUAGUAAAGAGCUAAUAAUGAGGAGAACAUAA
This is a messenger RNA of Thamnophis elegans (Western terrestrial garter snake), 3321 nucleotides long. Its product is annotated as vomeronasal type-2 receptor 26-like. Gene Ontology annotation, molecular function: G protein-coupled receptor activity; olfactory receptor activity. The record is from RefSeq and is a predicted model, not a curated record. Gene Ontology annotation, cellular component: membrane. The coding region runs from base 1 to 3321 and encodes 1106 amino acids. Gene Ontology annotation, biological process: G protein-coupled receptor signaling pathway. Lineage: Eukaryota; Metazoa; Chordata; Lepidosauria; Squamata; Natricidae. The transcript has 8 exons.